Messenger RNA from Babjeviella inositovora NRRL Y-12698, 1539 nucleotides. It is a transcript of the gene SPO7, whose product is annotated as Nem1-Spo7 phosphatase regulatory subunit. The coding region runs from base 96 to 1118 and encodes 340 amino acids. Gene Ontology annotation, molecular function: phosphoprotein phosphatase activity; protein phosphatase regulator activity. The record is from RefSeq and is a predicted model, not a curated record. Gene Ontology annotation, cellular component: Nem1-Spo7 phosphatase complex. The transcript has a single exon. Gene Ontology annotation, biological process: nuclear envelope organization. NCBI's taxonomy places the organism in Eukaryota, Fungi, Ascomycota, Pichiomycetes, Serinales.
ACACGUGACAGCCGACUUAUCCAAACGAGAGCGCAGGCCCUUUAAAUGACCAUCAUUCUUCGUCUGUCAUCCUUAGGUCAUAAAACCCCAUUAGCAUGAGCUACAUCCCUGCCAUAGAUUUAGUGGGCCCAGAGACGCCCAAGCCCAAAAGACGGUCGCCCGGUCUGAGACCGCGCUCGCCCUCCUCUGUAACGUCCAACGGCCGCGAGAGGCCCCACCCUGCGCACAAAAUAUACCGCAACUUGCUUAUCUUAGAGGACAGCCUCAGACAGCAGGUAUUGUACCAGAGCCGCCUCCGCCGAAAAUACGUGUGUUUCAUCUCCACGUUGAUCUUGCUAGCUAUUUGGCUCUUUGUGCAGAUCCAGGACCAGCAAGGCUACGUAAAGCUCUCAUUCCAGUUUGUGUUCUACGCCAUCUGCACAACUGUGGUGCUUUUCCGGCUCUCGGGCGAGUACCACAAGAAGAUUAUCAUGCCCAAGAGGUUCUUAGGUGCCACCAAUAAGGGUUUGCGCCAGUUUAACUUGCGGUUGAUCAAGGUGAAAACCUCGAGCACCGACGCGAUUAUCGACUCGAUGCGACUGAUAAUCAACCAGACCGUGCAGCAACUCCUAGAACUAGCUACCAGGGUCAAUCCACAGGCGCCUAGCCAGAGCAAGAGUCCGGGAAUAGGUAACCAGAUCUACGCCAAGUUGGAGUACAUUGACAAGAUUACGCAGCCCAGAAUCGGGUUCAAUGAUGUUAAACUCAUUCUCAACCCCAGAACGUUCCAGAUCAACAUCAGACAGGGCUGGGAGGUGUACCGCAACGAGUUUUGGUCGCGUGACGGGUACAAACGGAGACGCACGUCACUCUCGGGUCCGCCUCCGAAAAAUCCGCCAACCGAUGGGAAAAAAGGGGCCCGAAAGCGCCGGGUGUCUUCCAACAAAGCGGAGACGAACCCAAAGAACCACACCAAAAACAAGUUGCGCUCGUCUGUGAUUUCGCUGAGCAGUGUGGGGGACAGUGGAGGAGAAAGACCCGGAAGCUUUAGCAGCGAGCGGAGUUUCGGAUUUGCUACGCCGGGAUCAACCUAUGGGUCGGAUAGCGAGGUACUAGCUGUUAUAUCCGACGAUGAAUGAGAAAGAAAGUGAGGACUUGGUGCAGUGCACUGUCCCGAUCAAAGAGGAAGGUAUUAAAAGUGAAAAUGUUGGCGGUGAAUGUGCAUCCAGAGUGCCAAGCGUGGGGGCUGAAGCCACCAUGAGUCAUUUAGGUUGCGAUGAAUCGAUUGCUAGCAUGGUUGAUAUUUCAAAUAAGGAUUAGUGCUUAUUCAAGAGCAAUUUUCAAAUAAGCCAGGCGACGAGAGAUUGAAUACCGGCAUGGCUGGAUAAAGCCGAAAUGUAGACCCACGGAUACGCUGAGAUUCAGAUUUGUAAUGGCGCUGAGCCGCGAUACGGUGAGAACCCAAGUUGUACCUCUUAUUAGGUGAGAAAAAUGGCCAAACUGUCCAGGCUGUACCUUCUUAAACAUAAAUGAGUGAAAACAUAAACUAAUUUAAAUCGC